AUGUAAAGUUUUGAGAUUUUAAUUGCUUAAGUUUAACACAAAAAUGAAUUAGUUCAUCAAUUACUUGAAUAAGCCUAUGAAACAGAAUAAAAAUAAUUAGAUAAUAACUAAGUAACUAAGGCAAUUGAAUAUAUUCUUGAAAACCCCUAUCUUGGAUUUUUUUUAAUUUAUACAGAGAAUCAUCAAAUUUUUGGAUAAAUUCUAAUGACAAAAGAAUAUAAUAUAUAUUCAGGAUUGACAUGUUGGUUUUAAUCUGUAUUUUUAUGGUUUGGUUAAAACUUAGGUUUAUGUAAAGAAGAAUCAUAGAUAGAAGGGAAUUUUUAAGAAAAUGCAUAAAGAGUUUUUGAAAUAUGCUGCAAAGGAGAAAGCAGUGACUAAAUUAUAUGUUGAAUUUGAAAAUAAAAAUGCAAUUAAAGUUUAUGAAAAAUUAGGAAUGGUAAGAACAGAUGAGACAAUAUUUGAAGAUGAUUUUGUAUUUCAUCCUGUGAAGUAAGAACAAAUUAAUAAUAGAUUAGAAUAAUUAAUCUUGGUUAAGAUUGUGUAACAAGAAGUACAAGUAACAAAAAAGAAAUAGAGGAUUUAAUAAAGAAAGGAAAGAGUAUAUUAGGUAAUGAUUUAAAUCAAUAAUUAAAAAUUGAGUAUUGUUUAAAUAAUAACAAAAAUUCAUUUGUGAUUGCAGAAAGCUAAACUGAUUAUUUAAUAGGUUUAUAUUUCUUAGAAUUUAGUGAUUGGAGAAAUGGAGUAUAAUUAUAUUAUAUUCAUAGUUAAUUCUUUGGUUUUAUGAUUUUAUCAGUUCAACUUAUAAUAAUGGAUUGAUUAGUAUGAUGAUAAGCAGUUUGUUGAAUUCAAUAAAACAAAAGCAAAUAAAGUUUAAUUCUGAAGUAAAAGGAAUAAGAAUACUUAUAGAUAAAUCAAAAGGAUAACGAUUAGAAUAAUUAUUAGAAGUUGUUGGUCUAAAAGAAUCACACUAUUAUAUAUAUUAUUAAAAAAGUGAUUGA
Messenger RNA from Paramecium sonneborni, 998 nucleotides. The record is from the annotation of a GenBank genome assembly. Lineage: Eukaryota; Ciliophora; Oligohymenophorea; Peniculida; Parameciidae.